UGUUCUGUACACGUGACACGCAGGCUAAAUGUUAAUGCACGAGAAAAAUAUAAAAUAAAAAUAAGCUACAGCAAAUGUAUUAGUCUACACAGAUGCAAAAUGAAUCGUCUUUUUAACACAGUAUAUUGAAUUGUUGACAUGCUGUCUCUUGUCGUCCAGUAACUUUCGCUUUCGUUUCCUUCGACUCAAAACCAGUCGAUCAGGCUGAAUCGAGCAGAACAGAACUCGACAGCUCACACUUCACACAGCUCUCGCUUCUCGCUGGUGUUUGGAGGUUUUCACCACAGUCAUGUCUCAGCAAGCGUAUGAAGCAAUGGAAAUUGAUGGACAUGGAAAUCCACAAUCCACCAAUGUGUCAGGCAGUGUUGAUCAAGAUAUGGAGGAUGUAAGUCAGGGUUCUGAUACUCAGCAGGCCCUAACUGAUCAGAUGAUGCAAAGCAGACAGUUUUUUCAUGUUCAGCGUAUCGUUGGACAUGUAAUCACUCAUCAACCUCUCAGCACAGGACAUGAUAAUGAUAAGGACUUGAGUGCAGCAGGUGCUAAAAGUCAAGACAUGGAUCACAUGAAGAAUCAAAACUUCACAACGAGUCAAACAAACGAUUCAGACUCAGACCCAAAGAAGAUCUCACCUGCUCAGAUAAUACAAUGUAAUGAUCAGGACUUGAGUGCAGUAGGUGCUAAAAGUCAAGACAUGGAUCACAUGAAGAAUCAAAACUUCACAACGAGUCAAACAAACGAUUCAGACUCAGACCCAAAGAAGAAUUUACUGCCAAGCAGUGCUAAACAGAAGCAUCAGGAUAUCACAACAAUCAAAUCAGACUCACAACCAGAGGAGGUCAUUUGUAAAAAUGGUGAUAUAAACCCAACCCAAUCAGAAUCCUCAGCACCACUGGAUAUUGGCUACUUGAGAAUUAAAGUGGACUGGAAAGAACCAUUUCCAGAGAGAUGGAAAGCAAAAUUAGAGAAAGCCCUUCAGAGUUGGGUAUCCAAACUGGAAGGAAAACCAUCAGUCCAAAGCGUUACACUCAUGGAUGAUCAAUCCUUUGCGGAGGUGCAGAUAACACCAUCAACGGCUCUACAAACUUUAGAAAAUCGUGGGACUGUAUCUUUGGAAUUUAAAGAUGACAAAAUGCAUGCGACUGCAAAGAUUCUGAACAAAGCGUGUUUUGUGACUGUAUCACAAAACACCUCCACAUCGGACAAGAACCGAAAUCUAUCAUCAAAGAUGAACGAGAUUAAACCUGUGACUUCUGCUGCAUCAGAUGACAAAAAUAAUGAUGCAGAUGUUCCAAGUAAGACUACGACCAUUAAAACUGAUGAAAAAAACCUUGAGACCUCAGCUGGACUCACUGUUCCCCUCUAUCAUUUCUGGUACAUUCUUCAUGCUUACAGAAAGGAGGUAGAGAAACUCGAGGAACAACAUGGAGUCAGUAUGCAGGCAGAAGUGUCAGUCUCAUUCAGAUCCACCGAGAGAUCAAGCAGUGAUUCUGUCUCCAAAGCCUCUGAGGACUUUCAGAAACUUGUCAGUGAUUGUGUGGUUAAUUGUAGUGAGGCUGCCGUUAAUCAUAAUGACAUGAAUUUAGAUAUUGUGACGCAGGCGAUUCGUACCAUCCAGUCUGAGGAGGCAAAGUUGAUGUUGACCAUGUCUGCCAGUAACGGCCAGUUCUUUGGACCGAAUAAAAUUACCGACAUGAUUAAAAGAGAGACAACAAGAGUGGAACAACCAUUCAAAUAUAAAUCAAAUGAAAUGGAUGUAGAUAACGUUUCUCCACAAAGAAGGUUUUCACUGGACAUGGACACAAAGGAACUUCCAACUCAACUUGAGAUGAGCAAGGUUCAUUGGGAUCUGAUGAAUCUUUCCUAUAAGGAACAUUUGUCCCAACUUAAAACAAAGUAUGGAGUGUUAUUUAAUGAAGAAACACUGCGGAAAAAUGUAAUUAAAGUUCAAGCUCGAUCUAAAGGAGUUCAACAUAUUAAUCUGGAAAGUCAUGCCCUGAGAGCUCUAACACAACUCUACCAGAAACUUGCCUCAUCCACUGUCAGCUGUAAACUCACAAACCCUACAGAUGCUACCAUUGUUGCACCACUAUUAGAGAAACUUCAGCAGCAGCAUCGUGUUGUGGCAGCAGAUGAACCCUGGAGGCUUGUUGGACUGCCAGAACAUCUCGGUCCUGCCAUUUCUUAUAUUGAGAAGACACUUCAGAAGAAUGUGUUUGAUGACAAAAUCAAGAAAUCGAUUGGAUACGCAGGUGACAUUCCUCAUGCAAGAGACAUCAACUGGAAACAGAUGCCUAAUUAUGGACCAGGAGCAGUGGGUGGAGCAGCACAGGAGGAGGGAGUGAAUUUUAGAAGACAAAGUGAAGCAGAUACUGAUUUCAAUAAAGAUUCAAAAGGAAACUCUAUACAUGACAGUAAAAGUGCUCCUGCUGAAGAGACAUGUGCUAUUUGUAUGGACAGCUUUACCAACAAGGAAAAACUGAAAUGUGGGCAUGAAUUCUGUCAGGAAUGUAUAAGGCUGUCAGUGGAGAGUCUGGGAUCCAUCUGUCCUGUGUGUAAAGAAGUGUUUGGGAAAUUGGUGGGGAACCAGCCAGAUGGAAAAAUGAUUGUAAAAAGGAGCAAAUAUCCAAGUCUCCCUGGAUAUUCAGGCUGUGGCACUAUUGAAAUCAUCUAUGACAUACCCAGUGGUAUUCAAACGGCGAAGCAUCCAAACCCAGGAAAGCCUUUUCAGGGGGCAACUCGUCAUGCGUACCUGCCAGACAAUGAUGAAGGAAAUGAAGUACUUGCACUGCUGCAGAGAGCUUUUUAUCAGAAACUGAUCUUUACUGUUGGGAAAUCUACAACUUCUGGCAUAGAUAAUAUUGUCACCUGGAAUGAUGUUCAUCAUAAGACCAAUACAAGUGGUGGGCCUGAAAGAUAUGGCUAUCCAGACCCUGACUAUCUGAAGAGAGUAAAGGAUGAGUUAAAAGCUAAAGGCAUCGAAUAAAGGUUUUGAUUUAUAAAUUCCCAAAUGCACAUCUACGCCUAAUAUUUCCAAUGAACCAUUUAUAGAUUAUUACAAUUUAAUAUACACAUUUAAUAUGCAGUGACUUUCAGAACUAUUCAGACCCUUGAUCAGUUUCCUGAAAAUCAAGCUAUAUAUUGAACUUCUGUUGUGUGUGAAACUCUGUAAAUGUUAAAUCUCAAAAUUAUUUUAAAAUGACAGACAAAACCUAAAACACGUCAUUAAUGGUCAAGAUAAUUAAAUGCAUAUUGUUCUGGAUAGCUCUUAAGGAGAACCGUGACAAUGAAGAAAUAGCUCUAGCACUGAGAGAGUAUCUGGAAUGCGUACGUUAGGAAAAGAGUAUGAAGUGUGCACACACCUGGAGAAUACAUCAUCUAGACACUGCUGAGAGAUGAUUUCCCCUCAAAACUCUUCACUUUUAAAGAGCUACAGAAAUCAGUGGCUGAGAAUUAUAUUUCAGUGGGUCUAAUUACUUUUGCCAGGCAUUGUAUAUUUAAUAUAAGGUGUUCCUUUAAUUAAGGUGAUGUUUUUAUGGUGUUUAAUGUUUAAUUGUAAUGAAAUGUUUUAGACUGGAGUUUGUCUUUUGAUUUUCACAUAAAAAGUGUAAAAUACUGAUUUUAAUGUGGGACUAUGGAAAGAUGUAUAUUCAUGUGAUUUAUAAUGUAACUGUAAUGUUAAAGUU
Carassius auratus (goldfish) is the source of this 3683-nucleotide messenger RNA. Its product is annotated as E3 ubiquitin-protein ligase DTX3L-like. The record is from RefSeq and is a predicted model, not a curated record. The coding region runs from base 290 to 2983 and encodes 897 amino acids. Lineage: Eukaryota; Metazoa; Chordata; Actinopteri; Cypriniformes; Cyprinidae. Gene Ontology annotation, biological process: Notch signaling pathway; protein ubiquitination. The transcript has 14 exons.